Prunus avium (sweet cherry) is the source of this 2707-nucleotide messenger RNA. The record is from RefSeq and is a predicted model, not a curated record. Lineage: Eukaryota; Viridiplantae; Streptophyta; Magnoliopsida; Rosales; Rosaceae.
UGGGCACGUUAGGUGAUAAAACACUAUUGACCUAAACAAGAAAAACUAUAUAUCUAAAACCCUUCUGGCGACUAGAGAGUUCUGCAACCAAAACCCCGUGGAAAGGCAACGACUCAGUAAGCAUCAGUACCGAAAGCUCCUGCUGCUGAAGCUCUAAAUCUUUCUUGAGGAGUGAGCUCAUGCCUAAGUGUUGCUCAAAAUUGCAAGGUACCAUUUCAUCCAAAGACUUCAUAUUCAUUUAUUUUAAGCUGAAUCUGGGGAUUUUUGGAUUCUCUUCAAACUGGUCAUGACCCAUUUGCAGAAACUCAGAGUGGCAUCUAUUCUCAAAUGGGUUUCUUUAAAUUUUUAUGAGAACCACCUUAGAUCAUCAACAACCCCAUUUCAGCCAAUUGGGUCUUUCUCCAAUGCCCAAAGCCCUAGACUUUACAGAACAAAAAGAGCUUCUGAAGAUAAAGAUUCAGAAAAUGUGGAUAAGCCCUCAACUGGUAAUGAAAAAAAUGCUGGUCAAAUAUCUAGUUCCAUUAAAAAAGAAGCGCAAGCUGCUUUGCUGGAUUAUUUGCAUGGUACAAGAGGGGUACAAUUCAUGGAUGCAGAGAAUAUGAGUAAAAACUCGCCGCAUUUUCUGGACAAGCUUUUGAAACAGGUUGAUAGUGAAAAAGAGAUUCUUAUGAAAAAGAAUAAUGAAAAAGAAAUUGGGCGAGAAAUUUCCCGGUUCUUGAGGUACCACCCCAUUAAUGAAUUUGAGCCUUUCUUUGAAAGCUUGGGUUUGAAACCUUCUGAGUAUUUUCCUCUUCUUCCGCGUAGUUUGAUGUUUUUAACUGAUGAUCAGUUGUUGGUUCACAAUUAUACUGUUCUAUGUCAUUAUGGGAUUGCACGCAAUAAGAUAGGAAAGAUUUACAAGGAAGCGACUGAAGUCUUUCAAUAUGAUUUUGAGGUUUUGCUAUCAAAACUUAAAGCUUACGAAAAACUCGGUCUUAGCCAACCUACUUUGAUUAAGUUUUUUGUUGCUAGUCCUUAUCUUUUAAUUGGGGAUGUAAAUGUGGAAUUUGUUAAGGCAUUAGAAAACUUGAAGAGUAUUGGAUUUGAAACCAAUUGGAUUGAGGGGAAUUUAUCGGCAGAUAGUUCUUAUAAUUGGAGCCAGAUGCUUGAAGUACUAAGGUUGUUUAGUGAGAUGGGUUGCAGCAAUGAGCAUUUGGGUGAAUUGAUUGGCCAGCACCCAUAUAUUUUAUUUGAGGGUUCAGGGGGAAACACAAUUUCACUAAUUGGAUUGUUACUGAAAUUUGGAUCCACAAAGAGCCAGUUAUGUUCAAUGUUUCUACAAUUUCCACCGAUUCCAGUUGUGAAAUUCGUUUCAAAUUUGAGACAGUGCAUUUUGUUCCUGAAUGAGAUUGAGAUGAAGGUUUCAGAGAUUGGGAAGAUUGUCCAUUCCCAUCCCCUGCUACUGGGCUCGAUUUCUUUGAAAAAAGCUAACAGCUUACUCAAUACCUUGAAAACUGGGAAGACAAGAUUGUGUAGAUAUAUCCAGGAGAACCCACAAGAGUUGAAGAAUUGGGUUUUGGGCAAAAGAGUUGAUCCAUUUCCAGGCUCAGGAGAAAACCGUAUAUCAAAGACACAAAAGACUAAGUUUUUGUUAGAUAUAGGAUUUGUAGACAACUCAAACAAAAUGAAAAAAGCUCUUCGAGGAAAGGGAGGGGAGCUUCAAGAAAGAUUUGACUGCAUUGUGAAAGCUGGUUUGAGUCAGGAGGAUGUCUGUGAAAUGAUUAAAGCAAGAUGACAUAUAUGAAUAUAUACAAGCAAAGUUUAUUUAGCACCAGGUUGUUGUACCUUGUAAGUGUGUGUUCAUGUAUGCGUGCAUUUCCCGUCGUGAGUAAUUGACCGUCCAUGUUCUACAUAGAUGCUAAAUCAGUCUCUGUUUUUCUUUUUUAUAUUUUUUUUCUGAGAGAAAUCAGUCUCUGUUUAUAAUGGUGAAAGUCAUUUGAUGAUUUUUUCUAUAAUCUAAUGCAGUUUUCUUUUUUAUUUCACCCUUUUUGUUCCGAUGUGCAAGAUCUUGUUAGUUAUGACUUACUGAGUACAUCGCCACUUUACCACAGCCAAUUGCGCUUCCACAUCAAUAGUUGUUCAGCUUAAAAUAGCUUAUCAUCAUGAGAUUACCCUGAAAACUUAUGUCAUCAGUUUGACUUCUGUUAGCAUAGGUCAACAGUUAUCUGGUUUUAGUCUUAUAAAAGUUGCAGUGCUUUACCUGAGUUAUUGUUAUUUCAUGUUGCUGCCAUAAGGAGAAUGCUUGGGGUAAUAAGAAAUAGCAUGCAUCGUUUGAAUGAAAUUUGACCUAUUAUCCUUCAAAAUACUUCCCAUCGUUUGUUUUACAGAUUUGGAACUCUUGACCACGAGUUGCCAAAAACAGAUGAAAAGGUAGAGCAAUGAUCUGCAAUGGUGGCUCACGCUUGCUGUAGUCUCUGCAUGAAAGCAUGAAUGAAGGAAAUGGCCUAUGCUGAGAGAAAACUGUUAGCUUGGUUGAGAGUUUAUACUUUCACCUUUUUCUUUCGUUUCUAAAUUUUGUUGAAAGCCUUGAAGUAAUUGUUAUUGAAAUGGUGUACAUGAUUUUCAAACUGGCUGUGCCCGUAGUUGGAUUAUUGCUCAAUGGAGUUUGUUGAAGCCUAGAAGCAUUCUAAAGCAUGUUCAUUAACAGAUUCACUGUUCUUGAGGUCGA